Sitodiplosis mosellana (orange wheat blossom midge) is the source of this 1489-nucleotide messenger RNA. RefSeq names its product senecionine N-oxygenase-like. Lineage: Eukaryota; Metazoa; Arthropoda; Insecta; Diptera; Cecidomyiidae. The record is from RefSeq and is a predicted model, not a curated record. Bases 115 to 1422 code for a protein of 435 amino acids. The transcript has 6 exons. Gene Ontology annotation, molecular function: flavin adenine dinucleotide binding; NADP binding; N,N-dimethylaniline monooxygenase activity.
AACGACUGCUAGCUACCACUGGAAAAAACUAAAAUUCACCAGUCUCUAUCAUCUAUUCAUUCGACAUUCGUGCUGUGAUUUCAGUCUGUUCAUUCAAUUGAAAGUACAAAUAAAAUGACGGUGAAUAGUAGGGAAACGGGCGUUUUGAAUAUAGCUGUUAUCGGUGCUGGACCAUCUGGGCUUACUAGUGCAAAAAAUGCUCUCGAACAAGGACACAAGGUGGACGUUUACGAAAAGGGUGCGGCGCUUGGUGGAACGUGGGUGUAUACUGAUGAAACGGGCAAAGAUGAAUACGGUGUAAAUAUUCACAGUGCGAUGUAUGAGGAACUGAGAACGAAUACACCGUAUCAAGUAAUGGAAUACCCCGAUCACCAUUUUCCAAACGGAACAAAGUCGUAUCCAAGACAAAAAGACGUAUUAGACUACUUAAAUUCCUAUGCUGAUCGUUUUGACUUGAAGAAACACAUACGAUUCCAUCACUUGGUUGAAGAAGUUGUUUCAUUAAAAGACGACAAGUGGAAAGUAACUGUUAAAGAUAUGCAGAACAAAAAAACGAAGUCAGAAGUGUAUGACGUGGUUUUUGUUUGCAUCAAAAUAUAUUCUUCACCAAACUAUCCACAAAUUGAAGGUGCCAGCGAAUUCAAGGGAAAAAUCAUGCACAGCCACGAUUACAGAAAAGCUGAAGCUUUCCAUGGGGAGAAUGUUCUAGUCAUUGGUGGUGGACCAAGUGGUAUUGAUUUAGUAAUUCACCUUGCAAACACUGUGAACCAAAUAACGUUGAGCAUAUGUGAUCAAACGGCCUUUGGAUAUGAAUCGCUUAGAGAUGAAUUCGGGGAUAUUGUUUCACUAAAAAAAGAGGUAACACGUUUGACACCAAAUGGAGCUGAAUUCGAAGAUGGAUCACAACAAGAUUUCAGUGUGAUCAUUUAUGCAACAGGCUAUAAUUAUGUGUACCCAUUUUUGGGUGCUGACACCGGUAUUCGUGUUGAAGACAAUUAUGUCCAAUCACUUUACAAGCAAAUUAUAAACAUUGAACAUCCUACGAUGGCUUUUGUUGGUCUACCAACAUUUGCAGUGAAUAAUCGCGUGUAUGAUUUACAGGCACGUCUUGCAUUGAAAUUCAUCUCUGGAGCCAAACCGCUGCCCUCAAAAGCCGAUAUGUUGAAGGAUACCGAAAAAUAUGCUGAAAGUCUUAGGAGAAAAGGCAUUUCCCAAAGAAAACUGCAUGUUUUACUACCAGAUGAUCAGAAGCAGUAUUGGCGAGGGAUAGAGGAAACUGCCGACAUUCAGAGCUUCCCGGAAUCUUUGUUAGACAUGUUUACCGAGGCGUUAAACUGUUUAGUGAAUGAUCCUGUCGGAUUUCGUAAAAAUAAAUACACCAUAAUUGAUGAUAAAACAUUUGUAAAGGAAAGAGAAGAGUAAAAACCAAUCGAGAAAGGGUUGGAGAGUGAAUAAAAUCAAUUCAUUUGAUAUCGUAUUACUCGCCAGA